This is a messenger RNA of Drosophila eugracilis, 4713 nucleotides long. Its product is annotated as extracellular serine/threonine protein CG31145. The coding region runs from base 613 to 3534 and encodes 973 amino acids. The transcript is spliced from 17 exons. Gene Ontology annotation, molecular function: protein serine/threonine kinase activity. Gene Ontology annotation, cellular component: Golgi apparatus. Gene Ontology annotation, biological process: protein phosphorylation. NCBI's taxonomy places the organism in Eukaryota, Metazoa, Arthropoda, Insecta, Diptera, Drosophilidae. The record is from RefSeq and is a predicted model, not a curated record.
UUUUCAGUCGUUAUCGGAACUUCGACGCGGUCGCUCACUCGUCCGCUGUCUCGAUUCCCUCGGUGGAAAUAGCUUUGUGUGCGACUUUAUCAAAUAUGCAAAAGACGUCGUAAUUAAAAUGCAAAAGAAAACGCGAGUGCAUAAAUAAUUGCCAUCUUUAUAAUUGUAUCUAUUAUAAUUGCAUUUAACUCAAAGCGGAAAUACUUACAGCCAUCAUAAAAAGAAAAAAUAACACAACUAAGAGAUUUUCACAUAACAAGGAGAAAACAUCAAGCUAUUAAAAAAGAAAAGUAAAACCAAACUACGCAAUUAUUGAAUUUACAUACAAUAUAAGGCCCGGAAAGCAAAUUCCCUCGAACUGGCAUUGAGUUAAGUUGAUGAAUGUGCAAGGAGUCCCACGGCGGAUUGCCAUUUGAGUUGGACACACACAGCCAUACACAAGCAGACCCACACUACUAUAUAGACUCAUCCAGCUUUUGAGAAAACCCGCCGUAAGGAAAAGCGAGGAAAAAUCGGCAGAGCAAACGCUGCUCGCACAUUCACUUGAUGACCCACUCGGCUGUAGGAGUGGGAAAAGUCUCCUAGUUGGCCUCCUCGAGUCCGCCUCAUUCAAUGUCACUUGCCUCGAGGACGAGUGUUAAGUCGGGCGGCAGCGAAGUGGAUUUAAGGCAGCGGAAUGCCAGCAUCCGGAAUCUAUUUUCGCCCAGCCCAGCUGAGUUGGCCAAAAAGAAGGAGGAAGCACGUCAAAGAAGAAGCCGCAGCCAAAGCAGCUUCUCGCUCCAGAGGAUUGGCAAUGGGUAUGAUGAGGGGAUUGGUAACAAGAUGGGCCUGCCCAGUUCCAAUAGCUUCGAUGAUUACGCUCUGGGCAUAAAUCAAUUGCCAAUGACUGCGAAUCAAUCGGCAGUGAGACAAUACAAUGGCCAUGGCCAUAACGAGCUGGGACCCAAUCCCUAUGCCCAGGCACCCGUUACCGUAAUUCCCAGGACAUCGGACAAUGGCUGGCAUCAGAGUGCAUUUGAAUUGGCAAUGAGCCGGACUCCGGCGGAGCACAAAAACUGGAAGUCGACGAGCCAGCUGGAAAAUUUUAUUAACAGCACGGAACAGCUGCAGCAGCAAUGGCAGCAGCAGCAGCAGCAGCAGGAACAGGACCAAGACCAGGACACUUGUGUUGACUUUGGUAAUGAAAUGACCUGGGGCAAAUCUGCUGAGAAAUCGCUGCCAUUGAAUCACCUGCUGCAAGGAGAUGGAGGAUUUUCCCGAGACGACCAAUGGGAUUUGGAAUUUCAGCAGCAGGAGCAGCGCGAAAGUUUGCACAGCCAAAGCUAUCGACCGGCGGUCGCAGCGGCAGCUCAGUCGACUCCGUUGGCAGAGCGUCUGCAGCGCUUUCGAUACCGCCAGCAAUUGCAAUUGCAACAGCAACAACCAUCAAGCACUGAUAUCGACGUUUAUGAUAGCCCCUUUGCCGGUCAUUUAUCAGCUGAACAAAUAUCCGUAGCCAAUUGGCAAGGGGGGAACCUCAAAGGGCCCGUUGGCGGGACCGCUCCAGUUGAAGCUGAUCGUUCAGCGGAGCAGGAGGAGCUGCCGCCGGAUCGAGUUCUAUAUCCAGACUCGGAACCGGAGGACGAAGAGGCAGCGCCACGACGUCGUGUGGUAAUCAGGCGGCGCAUAGUGCGCACCACUCGCACUUCCUCGCAAGGUCAGGAAGUUCCCAAGGAUACGGUAGACCCUAUUAACAUUACCACCGAUAGCUCAAAUUCUGGUGGGAUCAACGGACGCAAUCUUGGCUGGCUAACCAGAUUGCGCAGCUUUGGAUCGAGCAAUAGAAAGAACCAAGAGAUUGCCGCAACGGCAGCGAACGGCUGCAAUCAAAAAACUGUAACUGCUGCAAGCAACGAAAGUUGCAACACAAAUCGCAUCAUGGCCGUCCUGCGUACUAUGAAAUUGAAGGAGCGCCUGGUCAUCAGUCUGGGCGCCACCCUUGUCCUGCUCACCCUCCUGCUCAUUGUCGAUGUGCAAAUGGAUUUCGGGGUGGCCAAUCGCCACCUUCUCCAACAGCAACACCAUAAGAUCCGACUGGACGGCAGUGACUAUGAUGCCACGGGCGGUGGUGGCGGCGGUGGUGGUGGCGGAGGAAUGUUGCACGAGUUCAAGCGCAAAUUCCUGCAGAAGAGUAACUCCUCGGGCUCCAAGGAGGCCUCCACGCAGGCGGCUGCGAGUCAGAGUGGCGGGGCAACCAGUGGCCAGGAUGGGGCAGCAGGAGCUUCGGGCGGAGCAGCCGGUCCGGGGACAUCGGGCACAACGUCCACACGUAAGCCCAUACCGCAUGAUCGCUAUGCGGAUCUGCAGAAGCAUCUUCUGAGCGACGAGUACUCGCAUGUGAUUGUGGACAAUGCACCGGAUGUGGCCAGGGACAAUCCCACGCUGGCUGAGAUGCUGCAUCGCAAGGUCAGUGCAAAUGCCAGCAAUUUGGAGCGCUUCCAAUUGCGCAUCACGAAGAAGGAGCUGUACGGCGAGCAGGACACUCUGGUGGAUGCGGUGCUACGUGACAUGAUCAAGCUGCCAAUACAGCAUGUUGUGCAAAAGGAGGGCGGCACCCAGCUGAAAUUGAUCAUCGAGUACCCCAACGAUAUCAAGGCCUUAAUGAAGCCGAUGCGGUUUCCGCGGGAGCAGCAAACGCUGCCCAACCAUUUCUACUUCACGGACUAUGAGCGCCACAACGCCGAGAUUGCCGCCUUCCAUUUGGACAGGAUCCUGGGAUUCCGGCGUGCCAUGCCCGUGGCCGGUCGUACGCUGAACAUUACGACCGAAAUUUAUCAACUGGCCGAGGAGAAUUUAUUGAAGACGUUCUUUGUUUCGCCAUCGCUGAAUUUAUGCUUCCAUGGCAAGUGCUCGUACUAUUGUGACACCUCGCAUGCCAUUUGCGGGAAUCCUGACAUGCUGGAGGGCUCCUUUGCCGCCUUUCUACCCAACUUUGAGUCGGGCAAUCGUAAGGGACGGAAGCUGUGGCGGCAUCCCUGGCGACGGUCCUACCACAAAAGGAAGAAGGCCCAAUGGGAGACAGAUGCCAAUUAUUGCGCCCUGGUCCGGGAUAUUCCACCCUACGACGAUGGCAGGCGGCUGUACGACCUUAUGGACAUGGCCGUCUUUGAUUUUCUCACUGGCAACAUGGAUCGUCAUCAUUACGAGACAUUCAAGGUCUAUGGCAAUGAGACGUUCCCCCUGCAUUUGGACCACGGACGUGGCUUCGGGCGGCCCUUCCACGACGAGCUCUCCAUCCUGGCGCCCGUUCUGCAGUGCUGCCUGAUACGCAAGUCGACGCUCGUCAAGCUGCUAGAGUUCCACAAUGGCCCCAAGCCGCUGUCGCAGCUGAUGAGCGAGUCCCUUAGCCAGGACCCUGUCAGUCCGGUGCUUUGGCAGCCGCAUCUGGAGGCCCUGGACCGGCGGACCGGCAUCAUUCUCCAGAGCAUACGGGAUUGCAUAAAGCGAAAUCCGCCAGGCGAGGUGGAUGGUUCAGAGGCGGAUCUCUCCUCGUAGCGAUGAGGAGAGAUUACAGAAAACAACAACAAAUCAUCCUAGAGCAUUAGCUUAAAAAACCCCCCCUUUAGCUGUUAGUCGCGUGUCCUGUGUAUGUUGAAACUGAAAAACAAAACAAUUAGCGUUAAUAUUGGUGGCAAACGGUCUUUGAAAAAGAUCAGCGUCCUAAGUGAAGGAAUCAUCCCCGUCGCUCGUGUCUGCACAUACCAAAAAGAAAAAAAAGAGGAAAAACUGAGGAAGAAGGCCAAGAGCCGAGAGCCGAGAGCCAAGGGCGGAAAUGAAUGCACUCUAAUCUCUAUACUUUCACCUAGAUUGUUUGUCGGGCAGCUGGAGUUAAGCAUUGAUUGGCAAUGAAAAUUGAGUACCUCUCCCUUAAGAACCACCCACCCUUCUCCCAAUCGCACUCCCAAAUCAAAUCGAGCACUAUCUUACGCUUACAGUGGGUGCCAAAAGUAAACAAAGACACUGAGUGCAAACAACCUGAACGAGGGAAAGUCGAAAAAUAAAGAAAAACUAAAAUACAGGGCGAAUCUUAACAUUUUUGCCAGGAAGGAGGAAACUUGUUCAAAAAGACUAUAAAAAAGAAACAUAAACAACAUCAAGAACUAAAAACUAAAAACUAAAAACUAAACAAAAAUUGAAACUAUUUUCUAAAUAUUUAUUUAUAAUUUUUUCAUAAAUUUUACGACUUUUAUGUGCAUACACAAACACAUAUACCCCCUGACCCCCGCCCAUUCUCAAGAGAAAGUUGUUGCAAGUUUAGUUUGUAAGUUGACCUAACUUUAGGAUCGAUAUCAGGCGUAGCUUUAUCCGAUUCCAGGAUCGUCUCUUCUUAGUUAGUCCAAUCAGUUCCAGCGAGAAUCAUGUACUUCACCGUGUGCGAAAAGUGAAACCAACUACUGUUAAAGCAAACUAAUUAUUAUGAUUAUUGAGUAUGCAUAGCUAAGUUAAUCUUGUUUUUAUUAUUGUAACGUUUUUCAAUUGUACCUUGUGUGGUUGAGAUAUACGAGUAGAUAACAUAUUGAUUGGCCAAGAGACGGGUGUGUGAAAUGUAUAGUGUGAACACUAUAUAAAGUGACAGCAACAACAACAACAACAACAACAACAAAAUUGUGUUAGAAUUAGUAAAAUUUUAGUGAAAAUUUCAGAUGUAAUUAAUAAAAAAAAGUACCAAAGAAA